This is a messenger RNA of Abrus precatorius (Indian licorice), 3627 nucleotides long. Its product is annotated as receptor-like protein kinase 7. NCBI's taxonomy places the organism in Eukaryota, Viridiplantae, Streptophyta, Magnoliopsida, Fabales, Fabaceae. Gene Ontology annotation, molecular function: ATP binding; protein binding; protein kinase activity. The transcript has 2 exons. The coding region runs from base 447 to 3389 and encodes 980 amino acids. Gene Ontology annotation, biological process: protein phosphorylation. The record is from RefSeq and is a predicted model, not a curated record. Gene Ontology annotation, cellular component: plasma membrane.
GAUUUUUGUUUUUUGUUUGUUGUGUGACAGAGGGUGGUGGUGUUUCUUUAUGCAAUCGUUGUCCGGAGUCCAAGUCAAUGGGUGUGUGCAUGAACAUAGGCUGCUUCCGGUUUUCUGAGUGGGUCUUCUUCCACACGGGAGAAAAUAAUUGGAUCACUGCUCCACCCAAACAAAGCUCAUAGAUCCAUUAUGAAAACAAAACCAGUGAGUGCUUUAGGAAAAGUAGCACUACCAACCUAUCAAUAAGCACCCGGGUUAAAAAAUUAAAAGAAAAAAAGACCGUUGUAACAGAAAUACGAACAUGAACAACCUUUUAAACCAUUUAGACCCUUUACGGUGACCUCUCCAAUGUUACUACUUAACGUAACGCUUUGGAGUUGAAAUUGGAAGACCCAAAUAAAAACUACCUCACUACCGUUUUCUUCUGCACUCUUCCAAGUCCAAACAUGUUGCGACUCCUUUUUCUUCUCUUCCUCUCAUUCUUCUCACUUCUCCCCACCGUCAUAUCUGACGACCGUCAAAUUCUCCUGAAACUAAAAUCAUCCCUUCAGAACUCAAAUUCCAAACUCUUUGACUCAUGGAACGACACCAGUUCUGCGUGCAGUUUCGACGGCGUCGUUUGCAACUCCCUUCAUUCCGUCACCGAAAUCGACCUUUCCCAUCGAACGCUAUCCGGGGUUCUCCCUUUCGACUCUCUCUGCAACCUUUCAUCGCUUCAGAAACUCGCGUUCGGUUUCAACAACUUGCACGGAAGAGUUGCAGAGGAGCUUAGGAACUGCGUUAAGUUGAAGUACUUGGACUUGGGCAACAACCGCUUCUCUGGUCCCUUCCCUGAUAUAUCUCCUCUAAAUCAAUUGCAGUACCUAUAUUUGAACCAAAGUGGGUUUUCGGGAGCUUUUCCAUGGCAGUCCCUGCUGAACAUGACGCAAAUGUUGCAGCUAAGUGUCGGAGAUAACCCUUUCGAUCUCACGCCGUUUCCUUCAGAGGUGGUGAGCCUCAAGAACUUGAAUUGGCUCUAUCUAUCCAAUUGCACUCUCGGUGGGAAACUACCGGUUGGGAUUGGUAACCUCACGGAGCUUAUCGAUCUGGAAUUCUCCAGCAAUUUCAUCACCGGCGAUUUUCCCGCGGAAAUCGGGAACCUUAGGAAACUGUGGCAGCUUGAGUUCUACGACAACUCCUUCACGGGAACGAUUCCAAUUGGGUUGAGAAACCUCACGGGGCUUAGCAAUUUCGAUGGGUCCUCGAACAAACUCGAAGGGGAUUUGUCUGAGUUGAAGUACUUGAACAAUCUGGUUUCGCUUCAACUUUUCGAGAACAAUUUGUCUGGGGAGAUUCCGGUUGAGUUAAGCGAGUUCAAACGCCUCAAGGCUCUGUCUCUGUACAGGAACAAAUUGGUAGGUCCUAUUCCUCAGAGAAUUGGUUCUUGGGCCGACUUUGAUUUCAUCGACGUGUCGGAGAAUUUCUUGACGGGUCCGAUUCCGCCGGACAUGUGCAAAAUGGGCACGAUGACCGCGCUGCUCGUGCUUCAGAACAACCUCACCGGCGAGAUUCCGGCGAGUUAUUGUAACUGUUUGACCCUGAAACGGUUCAGAGUAAGCAAAAACUCGCUCACCGGCACCGUCCCUCCGGCGAUUUGGGGGUUGCCAAACGCGGAAAUAAUCGAUAUUGAAGUGAAUGAGUUGGAAGGUUCGGUUACUUGGGAUAUCAAAAACGCGAAAAAACUCGCCAGUAUAUUAGCCAGGGGGAAUCAAUUAUCCGGUGAAUUACCUGAGGAAAUCUCAAAAGCGACCUCGUUAGAGAGUAUCGACCUGAGUGAGAAUCAAAUUACGGGGAACAUUCCAGAAGCAAUUGGCGAGCUUAAACAACUGGGUAGCCUUCAUUUACAGUGCAACAAGUUAACCGGCUCCAUACCGGAAUCGUUAGGUUCCUGUAAAUCGCUAAACGACAUUGAUAUAGCAAAAAACUCACUCUCCGGAAAAAUCCCAUUGUCGUUUGGUUCUUUCCCCGCUCUGAAUGCUCUUAACCUGUCAGAAAACGAACUCUCGGGUGAAAUCCCGGGGAGCCUAGCGUUCCUCAGGUUGAGCCUCUUUGAUUUAUCGCAUAACCGGUUAACCGGUCCGAUUCCACAGGCUCUAACUAUUCAAGCUUACAACGGAAGCCUCACCGGAAACCCCGGUUUGUGCAGCGUGGACGCCAUUGGCACGUUCCCGCGUUGCUCUGCUUCCUCCGGCAUGUCGAAGGACUUGCGUGCACUCAUCAUUUGCUUCGCGAUAGCUUUGUUGUUGUUGCUCUCUUGCUUGGGAAUUUACUUGCAGCUGAAGAAGAAGAAGAAGGACGAGGAGAAAUACGGAAGAGGAGUGGGAGAGCGUUCGUUGAAGGAAGAAUCUUGGGACGUGAAAUCCUUCCACGUGUUAAGUUUCACGGAGGGGGAGAUUCUAGAUUCCAUCAAGCAAGAGAAUCUCAUAGGAAAAGGAGGUUCAGGGAACGUGUACAGAGUCACGCUUUCCAACGGAAAAGAACUCGCGGUAAAGCAUAUAUGGAACACCGAUUUCACCACGGGAAAAAGGUCGUGGAGUGGAACUCCGAUGCUUGCGAAGAGAAGUGGGAAAUCGAAGGAGUUCGACGCGGAGGUGCAGGCUUUGAGCUCGGUGCGCCACGUGAAUGUGGUGAAGCUUUAUUGCAGCAUAACGAGCGAGGAUUCGAGUUUGUUGGUGUAUGAGUAUUUGCCCAAUGGGAGCUUGUGGGAUCGGCUUCACACGAGUAGGAAGAUGGAGCUUGAUUGGGAAACGAGGUAUGAAAUCGCGGUUGGCGCAGCCAAAGGGUUGGAGUAUCUGCAUCAUGGGUGUGAGAGACCUGUAAUUCAUAGAGAUGUUAAGUCUAGUAAUAUUUUGUUGGACGAGUUUUUGAAACCUAGGAUCGCGGAUUUCGGACUUGCUAAGAUUGUUCAAGCCAACGUUGGCAAAGAUUCUACUCACGUCAUUGCCGGAACUCACGGUUAUAUUGCUCCUGAAUAUGGGUACACGUACAGGGUGAAUGAGAAGAGUGACGUGUACAGUUUUGGAGUGGUGUUGAUGGAGUUGGUGACGGGUAAGAGGCCAAUAGAACCAGAAUUUGGAGAAAAUAAGGAUAUUGUGAGUUGGGUGCAUAUCAAGGCACGGGGGAAAGAGGGGCUUAGGAGUGCGGUGGAUUCGAGGAUCCCAGAGAUGUAUAGAGAGGAAGCUUGCAAGGUAUUGAGAACAGCGGUUCUGUGCACUGCAACUCUUCCAGCUUUAAGACCCACCAUGAGAGCUGUGGUUCAAAAGCUUGAGGAUGCUGAGCCUUGUAAAUUGGUUGGAAUUGUCAUUAGCAAAGACGGUAGUGGAAAGAAGAUAGGAGUCAACGAUAAAUAAAGCUCCUGCCCUAAAAUUUUUGGAUCAUCGAAGGGAACCACCCAACUAGUUAGCUAGAAUGUAAAUUUUGAUGGAAGAGGGAAAAUAUUGUAAAAUAUUAGCCAUGGCUUCUUAAAUCAGUAUAUUUUGAAAUGGGAGACCAGAGUAGGAAAAAGGGUCUCAACCUCUUAAUCCCAAUAAAAAUAAGAAGCAAAUUCCUUUUUCCUUACUAAUAUAUGAAACUGAGUAGUUUUUCAAA